Didymodactylos carnosus is the source of this 2409-nucleotide messenger RNA. The record is from the annotation of a GenBank genome assembly. NCBI's taxonomy places the organism in Eukaryota, Metazoa, Rotifera, Eurotatoria, Philodinida, Philodinidae.
AUGAAAACUCUUUCAGAAUACAGGAAAAAUAACCAGACAAUCUUGCAGGAACAACAUGAUGAUAAUUAUGAACCAACAUCGGAAGAAAUAGAAGAAUACGCGAUGUUUAUCGGUAUCGAUCCUGGAAAGGAACCACAUUUAAUGUGGUUAGCAAAAGAAGGUAUUAUGAAAUCGUUACCAACAGGCUGGAAGCCAUGUCAGGAUGAAAACAACGAGUUAUACUACUUUAAUUUUGAUUCGCGAAUUGUAUCUUGGGAUCAUCCGUGUGAUGAACUAUAUAGGAAAAGAGUACAAGAAGAAAAGAAAAUGGAAGAACUGAGAAAACCUGAACGUCUAAAUUCUUCGAAUAUACCGUUGCAAGACACAAUAAAUCAGGAUAAUUUGUCUAAUAUAAGCACACUGACUACAUCCACAAUCAGUGAUUGGAUGAAAAGUAGAGAAUUAGAAGACAGAAGUUCACAACCAGUAUCAGCAACAAUAACAAUAGUGAAAGAUGGAAAAAAUAUUGAUGCUUAUUACUAUAUCGAUUCGGAUCCAGAAGUGGUAGAUGAAGUAGACGACGAAAUUAGUGAUGAUUUUCAAAAGAGCGUGAUAAAUAAUUCACAAGACAGAACGGCACAAACACUCGACGGUAAAAACGUUGAACAUGUAGAAACACUCGUUACUAAACCGCUGGUGCCAGCAGAUAGCAAUGAUAUCUUGGAGAAUAAACCUCACGUCAAUGAUAUUGACGCCCUUCAUAAUGAUGAUGAUGAACGAGUAAUACGCGCAAACGCAGCAGCACAAGCGGCGGAAAAAAGAUUGAUAUCCGCAACCACAAAGAUGCAAUCAACAGAUAAUAAUUUGAAUGACAUAUCGAAUGGUUUAAUAACAUCUCGUACACCAAAUAAUUACAACAGUAAUAUCGAUUUAAAAAAGGUGAAAAAUGCAUCACUUGAAGAUAAAAAAUUAGAAUUGUUAGAGAAUAAUCGUUUAUAUGUAGAGAAAAUGAAAGCCGAUUUUCAAACAACAAAAGAACGUGACGAAAAACUGUUACGAAAUAAAAUGAAAGCGGAUUUAAGUUUAAUUGAAGUGAAUAUUCGUGAUAAUAUUGUUCGUCAAAAGGAACUAUUGGAAAAUCGUAAACAAGAUGAACUAAAUCAAAUAAAACAAGAUAUUGAACGAGAAAAGGAUGAAUUAACACAAAAACUUCGACGUAAUAUGCAAACGGAUAUUAAUACUGAACAACAAAGUAGUAAUAAUAAUAAUAAUCAAAUACAAAUAUUGCAAGAUCAAUUAACUCAAGAAAAACAUGAAUAUGACGAGAAAGAUGAUCUUUGUUUCACAUUACAACGUAAUAUUGAAAAAUUACGUCAUGAAAAUGAAAUAUUAAGCCAAAAAAUUCGAAAAAUAGAAGAAAAUCAUCAUUCUACACGUUCGUUGAUCAGUUCGCAACAAGUACAAGACAAGUAUUCGAAGCAAGAAAAAAAAGAACUAUUAAGAUACAAUGAUAGCGACGACAAUGAUGACGACAAUUUACAACAAACAAUCGCACAUGCAGAAGAUGAUGAUUUAAAUUUAAGCGAUAAUGACAGUGAUGUGAUCAGUAUGGAACGUACACUUAAAGAAUUACGAACAAACAAACUUGAAUCCAUUAAACAAUUAAAAAUAUCACUUAUAUCUAAUCAACCAGAGCAAGAGUUGUCAUUAAAGAAUGCUCUCGAUAUGGAUGCUAUUCAUUCAGCUAAACAAUUGUUAUCACAACAUAAAACAUUUAAAACACAAAAUAAAACAAUCUUCAAUCAAACAUCGAUAACUGACAAUAUACAUCGAGAAACAUUAUCAAAUACCAUGACAAAUGUCUCAACACAAUUAAAUGAUAUAGUAAAUAAUGAACAGGAUGAAAGUGGAAAUAAAACAAAUUAUUUGAAUGGUAUUGAUCUUGCAAAAUUACCCGUAAAAGAUGUAAAUUCUGUUUUGAAAAAUUUAUGUACUAUAAAUAAAAAUGUGAAUCGUAUGUACGAUCUAAUUAAACAACAACAGUCUCCACAUCAUUUAUUCUCUCCAAUACCGUAUGAAGUAGCAAUGGCAACUACGUCAAUAAAUCAUUCUAUAAACUCAGUAAAUCUUAGCAGUCGUGUUGAAAAACAUUGGACAUCACGACCGUAUUCAAUACCGGAAUAUUUAAGACGUGAUGUCCCAUUAGCCAUAUCUCUGUCAGAUAUUUGUACAUUAACAUCGUCAGUACAAAAUAAUUCUAGGUUACAAACAUUGACAUCAUCGCCAUUAAUACAAACACGUUUAAAAAAUCAUCGUCAAUAUAUUGAACAAUCAAAAUUUCAAACGAGUCUAGUUACAAAAAAAGCAAUUCUUAAUGCGGCAAAAGCCGUUUUUGAUCCCAGUGUUAUCGAGAAAUUUGAAAAGUCUUAA